This is a messenger RNA of Orussus abietinus, 2598 nucleotides long. RefSeq names its product vacuolar protein sorting-associated protein 51 homolog (gene Vps51). Lineage: Eukaryota; Metazoa; Arthropoda; Insecta; Hymenoptera; Orussidae. Gene Ontology annotation, biological process: endocytic recycling; retrograde transport, endosome to Golgi; Golgi vesicle transport. The record is from RefSeq and is a predicted model, not a curated record. The coding region runs from base 98 to 2308 and encodes 736 amino acids. Gene Ontology annotation, cellular component: GARP complex; EARP complex; membrane. The transcript is spliced from 10 exons.
ACGUCAUUGAUAAUGAUUACCAGAUGUCAAAUUCUACAUUGAUUUUACUUUCCAAUUAAUUCCUAGGAAGCAAUAUUGAAAUUAUAAAAUAAUAAAAAUGGGAGAAACUUCUGGAAAUCCGUAUGAUAUAAACGGGCCACAUUUUAAUCCCGAUAUGUACCUACAAAGAAUGUUAAAGGAAUGUAGCUUAAAGCAGAUCAUGGAUAAUGAAGCAGAAAUUGUGAGAAAUACCCAAAUUUUACAUUCCGACAUGCAAACCUUGGUAUACGAAAAUUACAACAAAUUUAUAUCAGCCACCGAUACUAUUAGAAAGAUGAAAAGCGACUUUAAGGAAAUGGAGGAAAGCAUGGAUUUACUAUCAACUAAUAUGGAUAGUAUCACUUCUUUCUCUGAACAAAUCUCAUCGACUUUACAAGGAACACGACAGCAUAUAGCCAGAUUGUCGUCGGUUCAUGCUUUGUUGAAAAAGCUACAAUUCCUUUUUAAAUUACCAAGCAAUUUAAAAGAUAAAAUGAAAGAAGGGAAUUACGCUCAGGCAGUUCAAGAUUAUAUUCAUGCACAACGUGUAUUGAAUCAAUAUGGUAAUAUGCCAUCGUUUCAAGGAAUCCAAAAGGACUGUGAAGAAAUAGUAGAAGAAUUAAAAGCGGAUUUACGAACGCAAUUCCAUAAGCGUGAUGCUUCAACGAAAUCAUUGGCUCAAAGCGUUGAUCUUUUACUUCAAUUGAAAGAGCCACCCGAUUCCCUAUGUGCGGAAUUUCUCAUGCAUGCAGAUAACCGACUCGCCGAACAACUGGACACCCUUAAGAACAUGGGCGAAAAUGACAUAAUAGAAUUUGUCGAUAUGGCAAGCUCGGGAUACCUUAACGAUCUCUGUCUCGUCGUUGCUUCGUACAACGACAUGUUUGUGAAUAGAGCUCCUUUAGACGAUUCGGAAUUCAGUGACGAUUUCGAUACCAAAGCUAUUGCGCGCCUUAAUGCCUUCAUUUUAGGCAACAUGAAGAAAUAUUUUGAGCUUGUAGGAAAAAGAGUGGAAGACGUCGCGGACACGGCGAUACUCGUUAGAGCACUAGACAGGUUCCAUCGAAGACUACAGGCUAUGAACAUGCUUUGCAGCGAGACCGACUUUGCUAGAAUAGGAACCGAUAUCGUUAUAAGUGCUGGAAGGAAACAAUGUCGAAAUCAUUUGCAUUCUCUAAAACAACAUCUUGGCGAAUCACUAGCUGGAGUUAGACAGACUUUGGCAACGACAGUAGCUACAAAUGUGGACAGCGGGUUGGCGGAACACCUAUCGUCACUUGUGGUACCGACGAUUGAAAAAUUAAAGGGUGUCCUGCAGGAUCUAUUGGUGUUCCUACAACCCGACUUAUCGUUCAGCUUGAAGCCUCGAUUCCAACAAAUCUUCUGUGUCGACGAAGUCAGAGAAGGUUUGAUCAUUGGGUUCCUGCAUCAUCUGACAGCCAUUGCAAGCGGUUUCUGCACAGGGUCGGACAUUCCAAAAUUUCCGCCAACCCUGCUUUUACUCCUAAGCAAAAUGUGCCUGGAAUUUAAAGACGGUAGCGUCCGCUACUUACUCGCAACGACGGACGAGUUGUUCAACAUCGAACAGCACUCUUCCUCCGUGAACGUAAUCACAACCGAAUCGGAAAUGUGCGAAAACUUUGAAAAAGCAGCGCAAAGCCUGUUAAACCACUACGUUCGAUUGCAAGGUUUGUCCGUAUCUCAAAUGUUAAAAAAAUCCGUGGAGACCCGCGAUUGGUUGCACACGAUCGAGCCUAGGACCGUCAGGGCCGUGAUGAAAAGAGUCGUCGAAGACAUUUCGGCCGUCGAAUCGCAGGUGGCCUCUUUGUACGACGACGGAGAUGGUCAGAUGGACCGGAGUAGCGACAGUAGUCGUAAGACGCACAGCGUCAGCGUGUCCAGACAUCACUACAGGUCAAACUGGUCCUCUUACACUCCGAGCCAUCUGGACUCAUCUCUGGUGACGAACAUUCAUAAAUUGUUCUCCGAACGUAUCGAAAUCUUUUCCUCGGUACAAUUCAACAAAGCCUCUAUUUUAACCGGCAUCAUUAAGAUCAGUCUCAAGACCUUCCUGGAGUGCGUAAGGCUGCGCACUUUCAGUAAAUUCGGAUUGCAACAGAUCCAAGUGGACACGCACUAUCUACAGCUGUAUCUCUGGAGAUUCGUCACCGACGAGAAUUUGGUGCACUUUCUGCUGGACGAAAUCCUGGGCAGCGCGGUGCACAGAUGUUUGGAGCCCGUCCUGAUGGAGCCGAGCGUGGUCGAUAUUAUCUGCGAGAGCAACAAGUAACGGUAAUACCUGUAUCGUUAUCGGAGGAUCCUCGUCCCCCCGCUACAGCGAGUGAUAACGGAGGAGAGCGAGUUUGAGAGCUGGAGUGAAAUAAAGUGGAAUUAAAGGAAACUGGACGUUUCGAGGAGGGGGACCGGGGGACCGGGGGACCGGGGGACCGGGGGACCGGGGGACCGUGGGAAUGUGGAAGAGGGUGGAGGGGCGGAAGGAAGACGUCCCGAAGAUCUUGCGUCUCCUCGUCUCCGGGUUCUCUCCCCGCGACGAGUCGAAAUAAACGCCUGGUAGCGGCA